AUGGUGGAGGCACAGUCAUGGACAACUCGCCGGAGCAGCAACCCUAGGUUCGAAACCUCCGUGGACAUCCCCUCCACACCGACCGGAGAAGUUAGAUACGGCACCACGAACAACAUCUUCGCCUCCUUCUCCGCCACAUCAUUCGUAUCUCCGACUAUCCUCACUGCACUCAUUAUCGCGUCAUGGUACCUAUCCAACAUCGGCGUUCUCCUUCUCAAUAAGUACCUCCUGAGCUUCUACGGGUAUAAAUAUCCGAUCUUCCUCACAAUGCUUCAUAUGAUCUCAUGUACUUUCUACAGUCUCAUCGCAAUUCGUUGGUUUCAAGUCGUGCCGUUCCAACAGAUUUUAUCGCGAAAACAAUUUCUGAAGAUCUUCGCCUUAUCUGCUAUUUUUUGCUUUUCGGUUGUUUGUGGAAAUACGUCAUUGAGAUAUCUACCUGUUUCGUUUAAUCAAGCUAUUGGCGCAACUACGCCUUUUUUCACAGCUAUCUUCGCUUUCCUGAUUACAUGUAAGAAGGAAUCUGCUGAAGUUUACUUAGCGUUAAUGCCUGUCGUUUUCGGUAUAGUUUUGGCGAGUAAUAGCGAGCCUUUGUUUCAUUUGUUUGGUUUUUUGAUGUGUGUGGGAUCGACCGCCGGCAGAGCGUUGAAAUCGGUGGUGCAAGGGUUAUUGUUGACUUCAGAUUCGGAGAAGCUCCAUUCGAUGAACCUAUUAUUGUAUAUGGCGCCAAUGGCAGCCAUGAUAUUAUUACCUCUCACUUUGUACAUAGAAGGAAACGUGUUCUCAAAGACAAUUGAUAAAGCGAGAAACGAUUCGUUUAUGGUGUUUUUGUUGAUUGGAAAUGCUACGGUGGCGUAUUUGGUGAACUUGACGAACUUUCUGGUCACAAAACACACGAGUGCCCUGACUUUGCAGGUGCUCGGAAACGCCAAGGCGGCAGUAGCGGCGGUGGUGUCUGUUUUAAUUUUUAAGAAUCCGGUGAAUGUUAUGGGAAUUUCAGGGUUCGCCGUGACAAUAAUGGGAGUGGUUCUUUACAGUGAAGCAAAGAAGAGAUCGAAAGUUACAGCUCAUUGA
Molecule: messenger RNA, 1071 nt
Organism: Lactuca virosa
Lineage: Eukaryota; Viridiplantae; Streptophyta; Magnoliopsida; Asterales; Asteraceae
Source: the annotation of a GenBank genome assembly